This is a messenger RNA of Culicoides brevitarsis, 2378 nucleotides long. RefSeq names its product WD repeat-containing protein 48 homolog. Gene Ontology annotation, biological process: double-strand break repair via homologous recombination. NCBI's taxonomy places the organism in Eukaryota, Metazoa, Arthropoda, Insecta, Diptera, Ceratopogonidae. Gene Ontology annotation, molecular function: ubiquitin binding. The transcript is spliced from 2 exons. The record is from RefSeq and is a predicted model, not a curated record. The coding region runs from base 114 to 2114 and encodes 666 amino acids.
AGUCCGGAUCUUAGCCAUCGAAAAAAUUCUCAUGAAAAUCCAUUUCUACGAAAAAUCCACUGACAUAAACGCAUUUCUUAGCCCUCAAACACCCCGAAUCCGGUGUUGAAGCGAUGCACAGCCGAAAAAAAGUCCAGGUCUCCUUUGUGAUCCGCGAUGCCGAAGAAAAAAAACACCGCAACGGCGUCAAUGCCUUGCAGCUUGACCACAUCACGGGCCGGAUGUACAGCGCCGGGCGCGACGCCAUAAUUCGCGUUUGGAACUCAAAACAAUCGUCGGACAACUACAUUCAGAGCAUGGAGCAUCACAACGACUGGGUGAACGACAUUGUUCUGUGCUGCGGCGGACGUUAUUUGAUCUCGGCGAGUUGCGAUACAACCGUCAAAGUCUGGAAUGCCCAAAAGGGAUUUUGCAUGUCGACUUUGAAGACGCAUCGGGACUACGUGCAAGCGCUGGCAUAUGCAAAAGAUCGCGAACAAGUCGCCAGUGCCGGUUUAGACAAAGAAAUUUUCCUGUGGGACGUCAAUACGUUAACGGCCCUGACAGCCAGUAACAACACAGUGACCACGAGUAACCUUCAUGGGUCCCGCGAUUCGAUUUAUUCGCUCGCUAUGAACCCCCCGGGCACCGUAAUUGUCAGCGGAUCGACAGAAAAUACGCUUCGGGUGUGGGAUCCGCGAACCUGUAACCGUUUGAUGAAGCUCAAAGGACACACGGAGAACAUAAAAGCACUUGUGGUAUCGCCAGAUGGCACGCAUGUCGUCUCCGGAAGCUCUGACGGCACCAUUAAACUCUGGAGUUUGGGCGAACAAACGUGCAUUCAAACGUUACAUGUGCACGACGAAGGAGUUUGGUCCCUGCUGAUGACCGAAAACUUUUCUCACGUCAUUUCCGGCAGUCGCGACAAGAAAAUUGUCAUGACUGAGUUAAGAAAUCCCUCAAAUAGCGUCGUAAUUUGCGAGGAAAAUGCUCCGGUACUGAGUAUGUGUUACAAUAUCGAUCACACGGGCAUCUGGGCCACUACCUGGAACUCGGAUAUUCGUUGUUGGAAGAUCCCCCGUAUAGAUAAAGGGCUCUAUAAUGGCGCCGGAGCGGGCGAUAACCCCACAAAUUUUGCCAAAAACCAAGAAAUGUCGUUCAUUGAGGGCGGAAGUGCCAUCAAGAAGUACACCGUGCUCAAUGACAAGCGAUUUAUGUUGACGCAGGACUCGGAACAGAACGUUGCCGUCUAUGACGUACUCAAAGUCGUCAAAUCUGAGGACUUGGGAAAGGUAAAUUACGAAGAAGAGAUCGAAAAACGCAAUCAAACGGUUUUUGUGCCCAAUUGGUUCACGGUGGAUCUCAAAACGGGCAUGCCGACGAUCGUGUUGGGGCAAGAUGAGGUCGAUUGUUUUGCCGCUUGGGUCUCGGCGGAAGCAGGAUUGCCCGAACAACCUGAACUAGGCUCCGAUUUGAAAGUUAAUUACGGGCAACUUUUGCUCCAAGCACUUUUUGAGCAUUGGAGACCCCAUAACCUGAUGCCGGCAGAGCUCAAAAACGAAGUUAGGGGCAACGAAUAUUUCAAAAUCCCGCUGCAUACCCCGAUUAUUCUCAGUGAAGUUGGGGGCAGAACACUUUGUCGCCUGUUAGUUCGUGAUGCAGCUGGAGAAACGGACUCGGUAUUGCUUCAGGACACAGUCCCGAGUUUCGUGACAGAUGUCGUUAUUGAACGAGCGACACCUAAAUUCAUCAAAAUUCCCUUUUACUUGCUGCCGCAUUCGUCGAUGGCAAAGUCGAUCAAUAUGAAAAAAGACCGUUUAAUCGCUAACGAGUUCAUUCAGUGUCGAAAGGUGUGCGAACAUGUGUUGGAGAAAAUCUUGGGACCGGAAAUGGCGACAGUCAAUAGCGGAAGUGGAAAUGUCGCGGGCGCCGGAAAUAAUUCGAAUUCGUCGCAGGGGUCGCAAAACGAGCAGAAUUUGACGGAGGGACAAACGGCGGCGGAGAAAAAGAUUGAAUUAUUGUGUAAUGAUGUGGUGUGUGAUCCGUCGAUGGAUUUGAGGACCGUCAAGCAGUUUAUUUGGAAAUGCUCGUCCGAUUUGACUUUUUUGUACAAGAUGAAGUCCAGUGUUACAUGAUAGUUUGAGGAGAUUUUGUGCUAAAAAGAAAAAAAAGCAGAAAAUGAAAAAAAAUUCUUAAGAAGUAACAUUUAUUUAUAUAUUAAUUGUACGUUCCUCUUCGUUUAAUUUUUUUUUCUUCGUUCAAUUUCUAUAUUUUCUACACUUCAAUGCAUUUCCUUUGUAAUUAAUUAAUUUUUACUAUUUUUUAGUUUGAUAGUAAUUUCCUUCUUAGUUCGUAGAAAAAAAAUUGUAAGUUUUUCAAAAAAACAUGAAAUGUUCGAA